CCAAACUGUUGUGUUCUUCUUCUCACAUUUCAAUGCAAGCAAAAGGUAGCUAAACCUCUGAAAGUUUGGAAACCCAAACCUCAAUCUCAAUUCUCAAGCUUAAAUUCCAAAGUCGCUUACCAAGCUUCUAGGGUUUUCCAGGAGGAAGCAAGAUUGGGAAAAAAAUUCCAAACUCUGUAAUUAGGGUUUUAGAGAGACACAGUAAUAUGGACCAUGGCCUUCGUCCCAGACAGAGGGAGUUCUUCAUUGGCUUCACAAAGGGCGAGAUGGAGAGAAUGGACAAAUUGGUGAGGGAAUCAGGAGAAGCAGUGCUGGCCAAAGAAUUUUGUCAAAAUUUGGCGAAAAGUUUUAAUCGCUCUGCUGGUCGUGCUGGAAAACCAAUUGUCAAAUGGAUUCAGGUGCAAAAUUGGUUCCAGGAAAGGAUGCAAGAGUUACCUAACAUAUUAAAAGAUCUCCAGGGAGUUUGCCCUUCCACUAAGGCACCUAAAAGCAAAGAAAAACCUAAAGCCCACUCCAAAGCAGAAGAAAAGAUCCCAGAGUCAGAGUUGGAAUUUGAGGCUAGGUCAUCAAAGGACGGGGCAUGGUAUGAUGUUGAUAUGUUCCUGUGUCACCGAGUUGCUAGUGCGGGAGAAACUGAAGUUCGUGUUAGAUUUGUUGGGUUUGGAGCCGAAGAGGAUGAGUGGGUUAAUGUUAAAAAAGCAGUGCGAGAGCGUUCUGUACCCCUAGAGAAUUCAGAAUGUAGUUCAUUGAAGGUUGGAGACCAUGUCCUCUGCUUGCUGGAGAAGAGAGAUCAAGCGAUCUACUAUGAUGCUCAUAUUAUAGAAAUCCAUCGAAGAAUGCAUGAUAUAAGGGGGUGUAGGUGUCUUUUCUUUAUUCGGUAUAAUCAUGACAACAGUGAGGAAAAAGUUCGGUUAAGGAGACUGUGUCGUCGUCCAAUACGGUAGAUGAUGGGCAAUGACGAAGUCGUUCUUAACCAAAUGCUAGUCACUCUUUUUGCACACGACCUGUGCGGCAAGGAUAGACAUGGGUGCUUUGCAAGGGAAAAGAGGAACUGGAGUUGUGGGUCUGAUAAAUCACGACAUCACUAGAUCAAGGAUGCAUGAUAGUGGUUGGUGCGGUUGUAAACUUGUAUCGUAGUUAUUUUCUUUGUAUCAGAAUCAUGGUUUGAUUAAUAAAAAAUUUAAAUUUAAAAAAAAAAAAAAACGAAGAAAAAGAA
Messenger RNA from Rosa rugosa (rugosa rose), 1216 nucleotides. RefSeq names its product protein SAWADEE HOMEODOMAIN HOMOLOG 1-like. NCBI's taxonomy places the organism in Eukaryota, Viridiplantae, Streptophyta, Magnoliopsida, Rosales, Rosaceae. The record is from RefSeq and is a predicted model, not a curated record. The coding region runs from base 207 to 944 and encodes 245 amino acids. Gene Ontology annotation, molecular function: chromatin binding. The transcript has 9 exons.